Marchantia polymorpha subsp. ruderalis is the source of this 2783-nucleotide messenger RNA. NCBI's taxonomy places the organism in Eukaryota, Viridiplantae, Streptophyta, Marchantiopsida, Marchantiales, Marchantiaceae. The record is from the annotation of a GenBank genome assembly.
UCCCAUUCGCGAGGUACCGAUCGUCAGUCUCUCGUACGGAAGAGAUGUCGAGUGUGUACACCUUCUUCGUCGGUUCGAUGAGUGUGUGGCAGCCUUAGACAUUCAUACAGACGAAUGCACAUAUACGUCUCGCGCUGAAGUGUCGUUGUCGCUCAUUGAGCCCACGACGAAACCGUAAAGAAGGACGGAGGAGAGGCCUGAAAAAAAAAAGCUGCAAUUUACGAAGAUGGAGCUAGAACUGCAAGGAGAGGAUGUUCCAACCGCGAAUGGAAGAUGGAUUGUUGUGUGCAUUUGUGGUUUGCUGGGAGCUGUUUUUCUUUGGCGAAGGUUGUCCGGUCGCUCGAGGAAUUUACCUCCAGGACCCAAGGGCUGGCCUGUCAUAGGAAAUCUGCUGGAUCUGGGGUUGUAUCCACAUCAGUCGCUGCAAAAGUUGGCGGACAAGUACGGACCAGUGAUGUUCAUGUCUCUGGGUUCAGUUCCAACAUUGGUCGUCUCAUCCAAGGAAUUGGCUCGCGAAAUUCUCAAGCAUCAGGACCAAGAUUUCAGCUUCCGUCCCAAAAGCACAAUGGGCGAGCUGGUUAUGUACAAAUCAAGUGAUAUGGUCUUUUCGCCCGUAGGCGAAUAUUGGAGGUAUUUGCGUAAGAUCUCUGCAAACGAAGUCUUCCAUACCAAGCGCCUCUCUGAACUCGAGACCGUGAGGAGAGAAGAAGUAUUAACGACCGUAGGACAAAUGUUGGAGGCUAGCGAAGAUGGACCUGUUCAGCUCAACGAGAGGUUGGAGAACCUGAUCUUGAACAUGCAAACGCGCACGCUCUUCCGGAAGAGGUACAACGUGUUCGGGAAAAGUGAGAACGGCGCCUCUGCCGACGACGCCAGAGAGGCGAGCGAGUUCCAUAAACUGAACAAGGAUUUGAGCAUCUGUGGGCAUUUUGUGGUCGGAGAUUACGUCCCCUCUUUGAGAUGGGCCGACUCUGGCACAGGCGGUGUGCUCGCAAAGAUGAAUCAAUUACAUCGGGACCUGGAUAAAUUCUUCAGUAAGAUCCUCGAGGAGCACCGAUUAAGUUUGAAAAACCAGCCGAAGAGCUCGGACGAAAUGGAUUUUGUGGACGUCCUCUUGCAGCAGCACAGCGAUAAUCUAACACAUGACAGUAUGAAGGCGUACAUCAUGGACAUGCUUAUGGCGGGAACGGACACCACAAAUCAGGAGAUCAUGUGGAUGCUGGUUGAGCUCAUGAGACAUCCACAUGUUCUGAAGAAAGUCCAGGAGGAGUUAGAUGAUGUCGUGGGCAGGGACAGGGUGGUGGAGGAAGCGGACCUGGGGCAGCUCAACUAUCUCCACGCGGUGAUCAAAGAGAGCUUCCGACUGCAUCCUGUGCUGCCACUCAUGUUUCCCCACCUAUCGACCAAACCGACAAAAAUUGCAGGAUACGAUAUCCCCGCGAACUGCUCUACGUUCGUCAAUGUGUACGCCAUCAUGAGAGACCCGAACGUGUGGAAGGACCCUCUGACCUUCGAUCCUGACAGGUUCUUAAACAGCGACGUAGAGGUGAAAGGACAGGAUUUCGAACUCCUGCCCUUCGGCUCCGGGAGGAGAAUGUGCCCCGCCCUGAACUAUGCCUUGAAAAUUGUCGAGCACAGCCUGGCGAAAAUCCUACACAUGUGCGACCUUUCCCUUCCCAGCGGCAUCGAACCGCUGGAUAUUGACAUUACAGAGUCUGUUGGAAUCACCUGCUGUCCAAAAACGCCUCUACUGGUUAUGGUGAAUCGACGAUUACCGGCUCAAGCCUACGAAAAGUCAGGAUUAAAACCAGAGAAGUGAGAUUUGGACUCGUCCAAGCCCAGUGAUUUCAAGCUUUUUCAUAUCUUCAAUGUGGGGCAAAAAUUCAUGACCUUAGGAAGGUCAUGAAUUUUUGCAUACUUUGUACAUAUCCAACAAUACUUUUCAUCUUCCUUCGAGGCAUUAUAUAUAAAGUUAUAAUAAUAAAUGUCUAAUAAUAGUUAAGGAAUACUUGCGUACAUGUCUGAUAUACGCAAAAUGGUAUCAAACUUGCAUAUAUAAACGUAAAUAUCUGUAUUAAAUAUCUGCACAAGGUUGGAGAUACACUCCAUACAUAGAUUCUGAAUCAUGUAUAGCUCGCUACGAGCGGAAGAGCUCGAAAUGCCGAGGCCCAGGAUGGUCUGCUGCUCUGGAUGUGUUAGUUAGCGCUUGGACAAAGCUGGACACAUUGUGGAGGAGAUGUACUUUUACUAGCGAAGAUAGCGAAGAGAGACAUGACAGGCUACAACUCUAGAGCAGCUAAAAAUGGAGCUUUGACUUAGGCCAAAAGCCUGAAGCGGGCCAGCCUGCUUAGACACGAAGGAGGCAGUUGACUUCUAUUAAUUGGCUUUUGUACAGUACGGCAUCAAUAGAGCAUACGUCAUGUCUGACGAUAUAUCAUACCGCUGAAAACCGAUCUACAAGUCUCCAAGAUGUUUUACCUGUCUUAAAAUUACCUGCAGUUACUCCUGACUGAGCUCUUACAUACUAAAUAAGAGAGUCAUUGAAGGUUGUGCAUGUCGUUACAUGCAUAAGGCGUGACUCGUGAUCUAUAAUGACCGAGACCAAUCGUGCAGAGUCCAGAUUGUCGAGACCGAAAGACCAAGAACUAACAGAUAAACUAAUUUCUACAUCAAGUGAUCGAACUUGGACAUGGCCUCGCGCAUCUCGGAUGACACCAGCUUCGAAGGUCUUAGAGUCUGAAGACCUUCGAAGCUGUAAUCUGUCUUGAUGCGAUGCGGAUGUA